Messenger RNA from Xiphophorus hellerii (green swordtail), 1915 nucleotides. RefSeq names its product nuclear factor 7, brain-like. Gene Ontology annotation, molecular function: protein binding; zinc ion binding. The record is from RefSeq and is a predicted model, not a curated record. The transcript has a single exon. NCBI's taxonomy places the organism in Eukaryota, Metazoa, Chordata, Actinopteri, Cyprinodontiformes, Poeciliidae. Bases 200 to 1405 code for a protein of 401 amino acids.
AACGCCACCACAACAUGGUGGAUCGCUGUUGAAAAAGACGCUGGACCUGAGUGAGAGCGGCAAAGAAACGUUGGUGAGUCCACACACUGCUACUUUGGGACAAAAGACAAGAAGAAACAAAUUUUUUUUCCCCCGUUGUCUUUAAAAACAAGAAGAUCAUCUAAAAGAUGAUCUAAUAGUGAAGUGGGUGAAUUUUAAAAUGAAGGAACUGACUGACUCUUUAUCUGGAAGACAGAAAACUUCAUCUGAGAGAAAAAGACAAGCUAAAAUGGGGCUGUGCAGUAAACAUCCAGAGGUUCCUCAUUUAUUCUGUGAAGACGAGCAGAGAGCUGUGUGUCCUGUCUGUGAGUUUUCUCUCCACCAGAGUCACAAAGUGGUUCCUAUGGAACAAGCGGUCGGUGGGCUGAAGAGGCAGCUGAAAUCUGACUUAAAGUCUCUGCAGGACAAGAAGGAGAAUUACAAACAAAUGGAGAAAACAUACGAUGAAAUGACCGGAUACAUCACAAAGCAGGUGUCGUCUACAGAGAAACAGAUCAGAGCAGAGUUCAACAAGCUCCACCAGUUCCUGAAAGAGGAAGAGGAGUCCAGACUGGCAGCUUUGUGGGAGGAAGAGGAGCAAAAGAAGAAGACGAUAAAAAAGAAAAUAAAGAAGAUUGAGGAGCAGAUCUCCUCUCUGUCAGACAAUAUCUCUGCUGGUAAAGAAGAGCUGCAGAAAGACAACCUGUCAUUCCUCGGGGGUUACGAAGCUGCACAGAGCAGAGUCAGAGGUCAGAGGUCACUGCCAGAUCCACAGCUGGCCUCAGGAGCUCUGAUAGAUGUGGCCAAACACCUGGGCAACCUGUCCUUCAGAAUCUGGGAGAAGAUGAAGGACGAGGUCCACUUCAGUCCCAUCAUUCUGGACCCAAACACUGCCAGUCGAUGGCUCUCUCUGUCUGAUGAUCUGACCAGUGUGAGACGCUGCGAAACAAAGGAGAAACUUCCUGACAAUCCAGAGAGAAACAUUAACUACACCAAUGUUUUCGGUUCUGAGGCCUUCGGCUCAGGGAAUCACAGCUGGGAAGUGGAAGUUGGAGAUCAUCCUCGCUGGAAUAUCGGUUUGGUCAAAGAGUCUGUGGACAGGAAGGGAGAGACAGACGCUUUGCCCAAAUAUGGAAUCUGGUGUUUGGUGCAUGGUGACGGAAAAUACACGGAUGGUGAAGCUAAUGUCGUCACAAUGAAGAGGAGUCUCAGGAAAAUCAAAGUCCAGCUGAACUAUGACAGAGGGGAAGUGUCCUUCUAUGACUCUGAAGACAUGAGUCACAUCCACACCCACAGAGACACUUUCACUGAGAGACUCUUGCCUUAUUUCUGUGUUGGAAAAACAGGAGAAGUGGAAUCUACAAGUAUCAAAGUCUGUAAAACAUAGAUUAAUUUUUAAGCAUCACAGAAACAGAGUGUAAUGUUUGAAAAGAAAUGUUAUUUUCUGAGAAGAAAACAACACACUUUGACAUCAGUUGCAAUGUCGAAUAUCAUAACAUACACGUUCAGACUUCGAUGUGUCAAUUUUACAUAGAAAAUGUGCAAAAAGAAAAUCUAAAACCACUUUUAGUUUACGCAGGGGAUCCACACAUUUAUGUUUAUGUUGUAUGUGAACAUCCCAAUAUGGAGACAUUUACAUUCAUAAGAUGGCAGCUGACACCCUGCCAACAUGAAGUUUGUAAAAUAAUCAAUAAAGGAUUUAUUUUGUAGCUUUUUAUUUUUGAUGCCUAGAGGACGUUGGACCUUUUUAGUUUGUGGCUUCAAUAUUGCAGAACAAUUUGCUAUUUGCUAGACAUGCCUUUUCUCUUGCUGUUUCUAGGUCUAUUUUUUUUUUAAAAAAAACAUUCUUAUUUUCAGUGACUUUUUAUACAAUAUGAGUUGUUUCUGUUUUUAUUUU